This is a messenger RNA of Exserohilum turcica Et28A, 863 nucleotides long. Its product is annotated as glycoside hydrolase family 61 protein. The coding region runs from base 409 to 858 and encodes 149 amino acids. The transcript has 2 exons. The record is from RefSeq and is a predicted model, not a curated record. Lineage: Eukaryota; Fungi; Ascomycota; Dothideomycetes; Pleosporales; Pleosporaceae.
GUUUCUUCACUCUUUUUCUGGGGUUUGUAAGACUACAUCUAUACAUCCUGCAACAAACACAAUGAAGUCCUUCUUCACUGCCGCCGUGGCCCUCGCCACCACAGCAACUGCGCACUACACCUUCCCGGACCUGACGUGGAACGACAAGACAACGGGAGACUGGGUCAAUGUGCGACAGACGGCAAACUACCAAUCCAACGGUUCGUCCCGUCCCCAAGACGUAGUAAACCCCCGGUAUCUAAUAAGAGAUGACGUACAGGCCCCGUGCAAGACGUUACCAGCGAUGCUAUCCGCUGCUACCAGCGGUCGCCCAGCACAACGGCCAAGACGCUCACGGUGAAAGCCGGAGACACGCUGGGCUUCAAGGCGGGCACCACCAUCGGGCAUCCGGGCCCCGUCCAGUUCUACAUGGCCAAGGUGCCCGAGGGCAAGACUGCCGCUACGUGGGAUGGCAGCGGAGAGGUUUGGUUCAAGGUUUCCAGCGAGAAGGCUGAGAUUACCAAUGGCCAGAUUGAUUGGCCUUCGCAUGGCCGGCCAAUGAAUACGCAGUACAGUGCGCUAACACUCGUUGCAGGAAAAGACAAAGUCUCGUUCAAAACGCCCUCGACACUGCCCAAGGGCGAGUACCUGCUGCGCAUCGAGCACAUUGCACUGCACUCUGCGUCGUCGGUCGGCGGCGCGCAAUUCUACAUUUCGUGUGCGCAGGUCAAUGUCGAGGGCAGCGGCACGGGCAACCCGGGGCCUAAAGUCGCGUUUCCGGGCGCCUACAAGGCGACGGAUCCCGGUGUCCAGGUUAACAUUUACUACCCGGUUCCGACGAACUAUGCGCCGCCUGGACCGGCGGUGUGGCUUGGUUAGAUGGG